Molecule: messenger RNA, 1911 nt
Organism: Batrachochytrium dendrobatidis JAM81
Lineage: Eukaryota; Fungi; Chytridiomycota; Chytridiomycetes; Rhizophydiales
Exons: 1
Coding region: 1-1812 (603 amino acids)
Source: RefSeq, a predicted model, not a curated record
AUGUCAAAAAGAUAUCUUAAUGUUGAAUACGCUGGAACAAGAACCAGAAUCGACAUUACUGACUUUGAAGACCUGAGUGACGCUCAGGAUGCCAUCAAGGCAAAGUAUGGCCCUGCUAUGGCUGACAUUGGUGCUCCUCAACUCCAGCUCUACGACCAACAAGGCCAGCUUAUCGCAGACCUAGAUGACAUAGCAAUUGAAAACACUCCUCAGUACUACAAAAAACGUACUCGAGGAGGCUCCUGUGUUGUUAUUGGUGUUUUACCUUUACCUCCAAGACAACCUACUCAAACUGACCUAGAUUCAGCAUCUGCUGCAGCCUCGACCUCUCACUUACCAGCAGAGGAAGGCUCCUCUCACAAACGACAACGUACCGAGCCUGAAUCUGAAUCUGAGCCCGAUAAUUUGACAGCCCGACUAAAGUCGUUUGCAAAUGCCCAGCUGGUCGAUGAAUGCAUACAGUCGACAGAUCAUGUCUUUUUCCCAUACACCCAAGACAAGAUCCAAAAGCUAUAUGUUAGAGAGUGCUAUAAAGAUGUGUUUGAAUUGCUCUUGAAACACAUUAGUCCUAGCAUGGAAUCAUUUGCAAUAUCUGGGACGCCGGGCAUUGGAAAGUCGCUAUUCUUUGUCUACAUUUUGUACCGCCUGAUGGAUGACUUUGCCGAGAAAACUCUGUCUCUAAAGCCAAACCGAAUUGUUUAUCAAAUGGGCUCUACGUACAAAUGCUUUGACUUGCAACAACAACUCGUCACCAGGACCACGGAGUUUGAUGCGGAGGAAUUGGUUUGGAAACAAGAUACAUUCUACGUUAUUGAUGGACGAACGUCUGAACCGCUCGCUUCGUCUUGUAUUGUAUUGUUCAUUUCAUCCCCCCGUUCGGAAUGGUACAAGGAAUUUGUGAAGCAGAAGAUGGCCAAGGAAUGGUAUUUUCCUGUUUGGACUUUGGACGAGUUACAGACUUGUCGGCUCCAUUGCUAUCCGGGUUUAAAAAUCGAAAUGCUUCAAGAAAGGCAUCGUAUCUGUGGUGGAGUCGCUCGCUUUGUAUUUCACAAUGAUUAUUCUAUUCCAGUGCCAAAGAAAAUGCUAAGUGCUUUGGCUGACGUCAAUGCUGCUGUCGGGGUCAAAUAUGUCGGAGAGACAACAGACAUAUUUCCAGCAUCACAUACGCUGCUGCAAAUACUGGUGGGAGAUGAUGAGUUUGGGAAUACUUACCAGUUUACCGACUUGGAUGUGGCAUCAGAGUAUGUUGGAGAACAACUCUGGCAACUUCGUUCUUCUCAAAUGAUUACCAAUCUACAGGAAAUGUUUGGUGGUGCUCCCAACGAGAUUUCCAGGCAUUUGUUUGAGAUAUACGGACAUGUGGUUUUUUCUACUGGUAGGAAAACUCUUAAAUGCAGAUGCCUGGAAGAUGGUAAAGCGACAAAGAUCACUUUGGAUGCUCUCAAUAGUCAACGAACUACAUUUGGAAAAAAUACUAUCCCUACUGCUGCAGCACUUAAUGGCAACUAUUACGAACCAACAGAUGACGAUAAUUUUCCAGCAAUUGAUUCACUCAGUCAACAGGGAAUGUUUCAAUUUACAGUUGCUGCUGAACAUCCUAUUCGCGGAGUUGAUAUUCUUACACAACUGUGCAAUUUGUAUGAUGAACCCAAACUCUACUUUGUGGUUCCACCUCAUCGGUUUGAAAAGUUCAAAAAGCAGACUUUCAAAGAAAAGAAAGGCACAGAGCAGGUACGACCCAUUCCUGGAUUGAAACAAUACGUUAUAAAACUCCCUAUAACGCAAUCAGAUUUGAAGAGUAGAAAGUGGUAGUUGUAUUUUACAACUGAAAUGGCAUAUUUUCAACCAUUCCAAUUAUUUGAUAAUUCAAUGUUAAUAAAACUGGCAUUAUACAAUUGUGUACAUUCAAGG